Molecule: messenger RNA, 1949 nt
Organism: Hylaeus volcanicus
Lineage: Eukaryota; Metazoa; Arthropoda; Insecta; Hymenoptera; Colletidae
Gene: Ypel
Product: protein yippee-like 1
Exons: 5
Coding region: 572-916 (114 amino acids)
Source: RefSeq, a predicted model, not a curated record
ACGGGUCAUCGUAUACCGUCCCGCCUGCGGACGAACCGAAAUAAAUCGAACGACGCCGAGGCGAUCAGAAGUACGGUGCUCGCUGGACGCGACUGUUUCGCGUUAGUGAUGAUCAAAACGAGUUGUCGUGGUCGUUGUUUGCGGCAUUUCGCGAAAACGAGGGAACCGUGAUCCGUGAUCGAAGGCUCGAGGUGCAGAGGAGGCCGAGGACACGCGUCGUCGCUCGUUGCCGCGGCCACGGAUGCAUAUGGAGGUGUCCCCGAACCGGCGCUGUCUGAACCAGCUCAACAGCUGAUCGGAGUACGAAGCGGCGGUGAACGGGGCCACUAUUGCACCACCACCCCGCGAUUGGAAGAAAUUCAAUUCAAUAAUCGCCGCUGGUUAACGGCCAGACGUUUGCCACACACGGGAGGAAAGGGUCUCGACGACACUUGAUAAGCGAGAAGGAGGAGAAUCGACGACAGCGACGACGACGACUACAAAGGGAAAAGAGGCAAAAGAAAGAAAAAAAAAGGAAGACGACGGACAAGGGCGAGAGGAGAGGUCUCUUUGCUUGCUCGGACACGCCAUCAUGGUCAAAACUUUUCAAGCAUACCUGCCCUCGUGUCACCGCACUUACUCGUGCAUUCACUGCCGUGCUCACCUCGCCAACCACGACGAACUCAUCUCUAAGUCCUUCCAGGGCAGUCAAGGUCGUGCCUAUCUCUUUAAUUCCGUAGUGAACGUGGGCUGUGGUCCUGCGGAGGAGCGAGUUCUGUUGACCGGGCUUCAUGCCGUCGCUGAUAUUUACUGCGAAUGUUGCAAGACCACCCUCGGGUGGAAAUACGAGCACGCGUUCGAGUCGAGUCAGAAGUAUAAAGAGGGCAAGUUUAUAAUCGAGCUUGCUCACAUGAUCAAGGAGAAUGGAUGGGAAUAAAUCGUCCAGGGGAAGGACAACGGAGGUUCGCCCCGAUGCAGAGAUACCCAUCGAACUUUCCUCGACGACGACGACGACGACGACGAUACGCCUACAAUGUUGUUCUAAUUGCAAUGUGCGGCCCCCUCCCCUCUGUCAAACCACCAACGAAAGUCUGUGAUUUCAUUUGUGAUUUGUAAUCUUAGUAACUUUUUAUGUUUCGGACAAUUCGACGUUGUUUUUCGUUCUUUCCGAUCGACUCAUCGAACAACAAACGAUGACACCGGCGAUCCGCUGCGUCGCGGAUCGGACAUACGAAGGAGUAUUGUAAAGAAAUUAUUUUUCAAAAAAGAAAGGAGAAAACAAAACACAAAACAAAAAAAAAAUAAGUACGUAUAACAAAGAAACGAUAGAGUAUAAGACCGAGAUGUCGUUAAGAGGCGACGGUGAAUAUGAUGACGAUGAAGGUGCCAUGGUGGAGAAGAUGAGGAAGAGAGAUCGGUCCGUUCGAACAGUGGGGUGCCCCACCUAAUUUUUCAAUUCAUUUCAUCCUCGCAACACGUUUACCCGCGAAAUGUCGACGAUAAAUGGUAAAAAUUAUCGCGCGGGGCACCCCGAUCGAUCAGUUUUAAUCCGUUAUGCACCGGUGCAGCGCAAGUGCCACAGACUUUGCUGGACUGACUGCCUGCCUGCCGCGUCUAUCAUUGGAAUUUCACUGCCGAUAUUCCUAAUAUUAAUUAAGAAUUGCUGCGCCGCGUGUAGUUGGCGACGCAGCGGUGGUAGUUUUUAGUAUAGCUUACGAUAUAGCGUACUAAAGCCUAUGUUACAAUAUUAUAGGACCUCAUGGACAUAGAUACUAAGGAAUACGUAAGAGAGUGAUGAUAUUGAAAGAAGAAGAGAAUGAGAGUGAGAGAGAGGAUAGAAAGGUAAAGGUCUGGUUACUCGUGUCGCGUGUACAUGUUUGAUUUUAUGUUCACCAUGCCUGCCAAACUGUCUGUUUGUCUGCCAGUCGCCAUUACUGUUAGUAAAAAAAAGAAAACAACAAAAAAAAAAA